This is a messenger RNA of Gracilinanus agilis (Agile Gracile Mouse Opossum), 1988 nucleotides long. It is a transcript of the gene NME6, whose product is annotated as NME/NM23 nucleoside diphosphate kinase 6. The record is from RefSeq and is a predicted model, not a curated record. Gene Ontology annotation, biological process: GTP biosynthetic process; CTP biosynthetic process; UTP biosynthetic process. Lineage: Eukaryota; Metazoa; Chordata; Mammalia; Didelphimorphia; Didelphidae. The transcript is spliced from 5 exons. Bases 45 to 614 code for a protein of 189 amino acids. Gene Ontology annotation, molecular function: nucleoside diphosphate kinase activity.
AGUAGACACGGAAGACACUUGGGCGCACGAGCACCAGGGAGUCUAUGGAGGCGCUGGGGCGCGGAGGGCCCCGCCUGCUCCAACUCACUCUGGCUCUAAUCAAGCCAGAUGCUGUGGCCCACCCCCUGGUCGUGGAGGCCAUUCACCAGCAGAUCUUGAGCAGCCAGCUCCUCAUUGUGCGGACACGGGACCUGGUUUGGGGACGGGAGGACUGUCAGCGGUUCUACCAGGAGCACUCAGGGCGCUUUUUCUACCAGCGCUUGGUGGAGUUCAUGGCCAGUGGCCCCAUCCGGGCUUACAUCUUGGCUCACAAGGAUGCUAUCCAGCUCUGGAGGAGCCUGAUGGGGCCCACCAAGGUGUUCCGAGCUCGCUAUGUGGCCCCUGACUCCAUUCGGGGGAGCUUUGGCCUCACUGACACCCGCAAUACUACCCACGGCUCAGAUUCGGUGCUCUCUGCCCGCAGAGAGAUUGCUGCCUUCUUCCCUGACUUCAGUGAGAGCCGAUGGUACCAGGAGGAGGAGCCCAGGCUGCGCCUUGGGCCCGUGUACUACAGUGUGGAAGGAGGGGUGCACUGUGUGGGUAGGGGGGAGACCAGCCAAGAGCCCCCACCCUAAGGGCAGGAGGAUGCCCUAGCUCUGUUGCUCCAGGAGGAAGGGGCGUUAAGAGGCAGGGGCUGGGCCAAGGGGUCCUGUCAUUAAACCUGCUUCAGCCUCAGUUUCCUCUUCUAUAAGAUGGGGAUUGUGGUCUCACCUCACAGGGCUGUUGAAGGAUUGAUAGGGAUCAGGUAAAUCUCAUGAUCUGCCUCACCCAACCUUGGAGCUGAUGCUGGCACCAGAGAUGCUCCCUUAUUAAUGGCCUCAGUCCUCCUUUCUCCCUCUUCCCUUCUGGUGUUUAUGUAGAUGGGCCUUGGGGAAGUGUUUUAUUCCCAGUCUCCAACCCACUGGCUGGGCCUCAGGGCAAGGAGCAGUUCCUUGCUCCUGCCAGAUCUAGACCCUCUUUGAGAUUCCAUCCAUCUCCCUUUCUAGGGCCCAUAGUUAGCUUCUCAUUUCAGCCUCACUCACCCUCCCUUCUUUCUAGCCUACCUCUUGCCCUUUGCGGCUACUCACUGGUCCUUUUAAACUCUUAGGCUGUUAGCCUUGUAAACCCCCAUGGUUUCCCUCUGCACUGCUAUAGCUGCCCUCUCUCCUGAAAGGCCCUCCUACCCCUGCCCCAGACCUCAGCAGCCCAUGAAUGAUUCUUCCUCUCUCUCUCCCACCCCAAUGAUUAAGAAUGCCAAAAAGUCCUCAGACUGUCAUAAGGUUGGACUUUAGAGCUGGCCAGAAUCACAUGACAUGCCAAAUCCAUACCAGAACAAGGAUGUUGACUUUCCUGGAAGUCAUUUGAAAAGCGGGCCUCCCAAGGUAGCCCAUCUCCCUUUGGGGAAGGACCCUCCUUCCCCUCAACUGCCUUAUACCGAUUCUCUGUUCUUUGGAGCCACCUUGAGCAAGUCUGAGCCCCCUCCCUGAAGGAGCCUUUGGACCAGAAAAUUGGGCCUGUUUGCCUGGUGGGUGCUGAGGACUUUUCCUGAACCUUCUUCAGGUUCCACGCGUCCCUUUCUUUCAAGGAUCUUCUGGCCCAAACACCGGCUUGGCUGCCACAUAGUGGACUCAAUGUAGGUGGGGUUGGCUCAGAGCAGUGAUGCCUCCCUCUUUCUGGAUGUUGUGGCUGCUUCUCUCUGUUGGAGCUGGCAGCCAAGGAAAGCCCUCAGAUCUCGUCCAAAUCCUUUGCGUGUUCCUGUCUCUCUUGCUUAUGAAGUUGAUAUUUCGAACCCAGUGCAUGAACCUGUAAAAGUCCUGGAGCCAAAGGCAGGAAGACCCGAGAUCAGAUCCUACCUCAGACACUAGCUGUCUAGGCCAUGGCUGUAUUUUUUUUCCACCAGGAGAGGCUUUCUUUGAAGCUUCUCAAGAAGCUCGAUCCUAAUAGUAAAUCCAUCAGUUCCUUUGGCUGUG